CUGUUACAUAAGGCCAUGCUGCAGUUUCAGAUCGUUCUACUGUUUGUGGUGGCUAAAUUAUUGCUCCUUCAACACGCCCUUGCGGUAAUGGGCGAUGAAGACGUUCCAUCGAAAAAGGAUGACAUGCAACGGCAUCGAGCAAAAAGAUGGCUUUGGGACGGUAAGUUAACUCAUGUACUCUGCUAAUACUUCGUAUUUCUGUAUUCACUUGUAGGCUGUAGUACACUGAGUAAAGUCUUUAUCAGAUAACGGAGGCUUGGCAAAAUACCUUUGCCUUAACAAGGUUUCGUUAUAUCGAAGUUCUUUUUCCUGAAAUAUUUUACUAAUUUCUGGGGUGAAGAAUAUCUGUCGUUAUAGUGAGGACUUCGCUUUACAGACGUUCGUUAUAUCGAGUUUUUUUUUUUUCAUAUAUUUUACUAUUUCUUGGGUAAAGAUUAUCGUUCGUUAUAAUGAAGACGUCUUUAAAGAGAGGUUCCAAUAUCGAGGUUCCUCUGUACAUACAAUUCAUUAUCGUGAAGCGUUCUCUUUUAACAAAAUGCUAGCUAAGUCAAAGUGAAUACCUUUCAAAUGAAAGCGAUUACCCAGUGCUUCAGGUUGUAGUGGAAGCUCAGUUUCUCUUUAUGUUUUACUUUCCAAGAUAAACUUGUUCAGUUUUUGUCAUCCUUUUCAUUGGAGUGCUAAUUUCUGUUCUUAGGUCAAAUGUUUAGAACAUUUUCGUUGUGCAACCGUUAAAAAAAAUGAUUCAAUAAAAGAUGCUUUACGACCCAAGGGCUACUAUUUUUUAACUAAAUGAUCUGACAGGUUAAGAAUUAUUAUUCAGUUGACGAUUGCCUUAUUUCAAACCCAAAUAGUUUUGAGACGUGGAACUUUGAAUGUCUUGUCUUAUAUUAAAGAACUGCAGAAGAUGCGAUCGAUUCUCCUUUGCGCAGGUCAAGGGAGUUUGAUAAUAUGAAAUAUUAUUUCAUAUUAUCGUUUUUUUAUUAAUGUCACAAAAAUGACAAAAUGAGAAGAGUCCAGAACCUUUUUCUCAUAAACUCUUUAUAAUUAAUAAAAUCCGAUUUGUUUUAUUUUAUAUGAUAAGCUAGAAGGAAAUCAGCUUUUAAGUCAUGAUGCGCCAGGUAUCAAUUUAUCACUGUAAAUAGUCCUGGUGAUUUCCUUGUUUGUUUAGUUACUUAGAUUCGUAUUAUAAAAUUAUAUUUGUGGACAACGGUGAAUUAAAGAAAGGCGCAUUGUUUUGAAGAAUGAUUAGAGUGUACAUGUGAAAUUAUUGAAGAAAGAAUUUUGUGACCAAUUAUAAUCACCGACGUCAAAGAUCAAUCUCAUACCUAUUAGCUCUACUACUUGUGAAUGAUUCAAAUAACCUCAUCUUUGCUUUAUUUCAAACAGUUUUUGUUAUCAUUUGUGUAUGAGAAUUGUUAGCUGUUCUGAUAUUCUUCAAGCCACUUUACAAGCCGAUCAGACCAUAGAAAGAUACCGAAUAGUCCAUCUAUUUCCGUUAAAGUAUCAUGAAUCGGUUUCUGAAGGAUUAUGAAUGGCCGAUCGUUUUAAGGCAUUGAAUCCAAGUUUGUCAGCUCUAAGAAACGGCCUAAAUCCGACAAAGAUAAAAAUAAAAUGUCCUUAUAUGCGCCGCAUCUACAAAAUCGAAUUUUUCCCUGCCAAAAUUCCACAGACUUACUAUCCAGUCACGUCCAUGUCAGUUUUCUUCCUACUACGUGCUACACUCCACUGUAGUUAAGUGGAGUUUCCCGAUAGGAAUUACAAAACCGAGCUAACCAAACAAAAAUAUUGACAUAAAUUUCAGGUAGUUUUGGAAUGCAUUUUCUUAUCCCAGAUCAAUCGAAGAUCCUUGUCGAAAAUUGUCGAAAAUCUUUGUCAAAAUGUUUGUUUUGUAUAGUAGUUCUUUAGUCUAAUUCCUUGUCAAUUGUAGAUGAGAGAUUUGUUUUCAUUGUUCUGGGGAAAUUCGUUGUCAACAAAAGUUGUUGACUAUGUAAACAACUAUCAUUAAGUAGUUAACGAAUUCUCUGUCUUAGUAAUUGCAUUAGGUUUAUUGAUAUGUUUGUUUUGUUCAGAAACUUUUUUUUACUGUCUUUACUAGAAUUCCUCCCCAUUUUGUUUUUCCGCAAGUUCGCCUUGAAUGGAUAUUAAAAGUAAAAUUGUGAAAUAGUUCUUUUCAGGAAAAUUAAAUGACACGCUUUUGGGUCAAGAUUCCUUUUUAGUAGCAUUCAAUUCCGCUUUUUAGUAACCUUUAGUCUAUGCAUUCACCAAAAUAUUCCCACCACUAAGCAAAAGCUUUCCUCCUCGCUUAGUAAAGAUAAAGUUUCUUCUCACAGCCCUUUGGAGGCAUUAGAAAGUCUACCUGAAGUGAUCAAUCAUUUUGUCACAUGAAUCGCCUAAGAUCACGAAGUUAUUUAAACGAGUCUUUUUUUUAGUCAUUGUUCAGCCAUACCGGUUUUUUUUAGGCCUAACAAAUAUCCUGUAUCAGCAAGUGGAUGACACAAACGUUUCAACAAAUUAAGAGGAAAUUUGUAAGCCAUUAGCUUGGUUUGUCACAGGUAAUCCAUCAUCAUUGAGCAUCAUAGUUCAGCUCAAGAUGAGGCCACUUAAGAUUUGCACCGCUUUAUGAACGUCUGUCAAACCUACAUCUAAGUGAACUCUAAGCGGUCGCACUGUAUUAAGCAGGACUAAGCAGUCAGUUCGCGCAAAGGGGCCCCGGCAACGAGUCUGCUUCCAGUCUUCACCUCUAUUUCAGGGUCAUUAAAAAAGGCAAAAGCAACAAACAUAAACAACAAAAAUAACAAUAACAACAACUGGAUUUCCUUAAUGUACCCACUGUAAUGUUAAGCACAAAGUCUAUCACAGCGUUUUCAUUUACGUCACCAACAGCUACAACUUGCAUGCAUAACUUAUUGGAACAAACAAUAGUUUUACAAAAGAAAAAUGCGCUCUUCAAUUCUCACAGGACUGGUUUUGGACACCAACAUGGCUGCUCUUUCGAAUUCUUUAUUUGGGACACCAAGACGGAUUUGUCGCCAUGUCAGGAUUGGUUUGCGACACCAAUAUGCAUGGCCGCCAUGACGUCAUGUGAAAACAUUCUGUGGUUAAGCUGAAGCAAUAAUUUAAAUCAUAAAACAUGGCGAAAUUAAGUUUCCUGAAGUUGCUGGACUUUUCUUUCUAACAAGAUUUACCGGGGCCAGACCGCUUAGAAAUAGCAGUGGAAUUCUGCUCGGUUCAAGAGCACGUCUAGAUCGCCUUGUAGCACGUUUUUUAAGAUGAUAUAAAGUUAGCUUUGAUAAGUGUCCGCAUUGAUUCUCGAUAAAUUUCAUGAUGGGAGGUUCACUCAAUGUCGAGAACUUUGAUUUAUAAGUCGCUUAUUUUCUCGAUAAGUUUCACGAUGGAAGGUUCACUCUUAAGCGAUCGCUCGUAAAUUUGUCUCUCCAAAUAUUCACUCUCAAGUUUUCGCUCAUAAACUAGUACAUCGUAAAGGUUGGGGAACGUGUCGUUCCCAAAAAGCUAUAAUCUUUCUCUUGACUCUCCUCCAUACCCCGUGCUUUUCAAAAUGGGGGAUAAGAUUUCAAUAUAAUGAACCAGCGAUAUAUCUCAGCGAACACUCCCAAAAGUAACGAGCCAGGGAUAUAUCUCAGUCAGCGAUAUAUCCCUAACAAUGUAACUUUGAAAAGACAGAAACACGUUGCAUUUUAUGACCGGUGCCAGCCUUCGGCUAGGCCCAGGUAAAAAGUUGCUCAGAAGUUGCUUGUUACAGUGCGACAACUUGAACCGGGGCACUCACAACUUUUUUGAAAACAAAAGGUUUUCAAUUUUGUUUGCAAACGGACCAAUAAAAUUUAAGGUUCAACUAUGCAACCUUUGAAAUCUCGGGAAACACUCAAAUUCAUGAAUGUUAUUGGUCCGUUUGGGAAAAAAAACUUGAGAAUCUUUUGUUUUCAAAAACCGUUGUGAUUGGAUAAUCGUCUUCCAACUGCCCGGAUUCGAGUAGUGGCACUGUCAAGUAAAAUGAAAUGAAAGCCAUUUUUGCCUUCCCCCCCUUUUUUUACUGAAUUAAACGCAUUUACGGAGCGUGACAUUUUAAAACAACUUUGUAAUGUCAUUUGUUUUCCUAAAAAGUCAGAGUACUAUAACUUUUAAACAGACAAAUCUUAGCUGAGGCAAUUUUAAACAAUUUUAAAUUUUCCCUUCAAUUUAACAAUGUCUUUCUUAUAAUCUUUCUUUUGAUAUUAUAGAAAAACUUUAUAUUGAUUUCACUAUUGUUUAAAUAGACCCUAAAUCAGUCAGUGUCAUUUUUGCAAACAGAACUUGGUGCGACGAAAACUCUUUUUGAUCAUUUGCAAGACGGUGCAUUCUCCUCAGUAUUCUGAUAGGGUUGUACAUAAAAACGCUUUAAAAAGUUGCCAGAAAGUUUCUCCAAGUAGUAAAAGUUGCUAAAAAGUUGCCGAGCAACUUGUGGCUGACGCUACCUGGGCUAUAUUUUUAAUAGAAAUCCUAUAUUUGAAAUUCUGGAUUUCUAACAGGUACAGAGCUUCGGGUUCCCUUUACUUUUUCUCCAGACCACAACCGUUGGUCAACUUUUUCAUAUUUUAAUAUGACACAUUUUGUGUCUGACUCGUAAUAGGCCAUUUCGGAGAUCCAAAAUCUGUCACUUUCAAAAAGAGGCAAAAUGCAAAACCUUUCUCGUGAAAAUGAGAUUUAAUUGCAUGAGAGUAAUGGAAAAAAAUUCAUUUCCAUAUCAAUAGGGUGGCACUUAACUUCACUUUGAAACAGAGGCUUAGGGCGACUCGAUCGAGAGUGGUCCUGCCUAUUAUAAUAAUGGUUUGAAUUUGCUUUUUUUUUUGGCACAAGGAAGGAUAGAAAAGUCUAAGCACUUUUACAGUAACUUCUAUUUGCCAAUAUCAUCUUUGUUUAAUUCACUUAAUUUCAGUUGCUGAUCUAACCUUCAAUUUUAAUCUCAGUUACUGAUCUAAACUUCAAUUAUUAAACUGAUUCAACUAUAAAGCGCGUCAGUUGGCUAUUCUUAGUCACUUAGCACCUAAUAUAAGUUCACUGUAGUCAUGAUGCUUUAGUUUGUUCAGCAUAGCACUCACUUGAAAAUAAUGAGGUUUUCAAAUAUAUAUAAUGGAUGAUUUUGAAUCGGUUUUAAGCUUAAAAGCAUUGAUUAAGUAUGAGAGGUUUAGCUCACAAAAUUUCCUUUUUAGACUCAGGGUGUGGUUUGAUUCCCGGCUGUGAUGAAUGUACUGAUGGUCUACUGUGUAAGACCUGCAAACAAUCCUUCAUACCUGUAGAGUACGAAAGAAAUAGAAAGAUAAUCAUCCGAUGUACGCGAUCGUGCCCGGUGGGCUUCAACAUCACCUCAAGACAGGGAUAUUCCAGGAUAUGUAUCAGGACAGAGCUUGGUAUGUUAUACAGCAAGCAUGCGAUCUUUGUAGCGUCUAUAGAGAUACUCUCGACUGACGUGUUUCCCCUGAGAUUUUAGACCAACUGAUGCCGGCUUACGCGUAUAUAAAUGCGUACAUUACAAAAAGUCAAAGAAUUAUUGCCCUGAGAAGCCUGAGAAGGCUACAUGGUCUGAAAUGGGAAAACCUGUAAAAAAUACAAGCUGAAAGGGAGGACCUUUGAUGCCCUGAUAAUACACACUCGAUGUAAAAAACAUCCGGGUUGUACUUUAGGCCACUGGAUACGUGUAGUAGAGUUCAAACGCUAAACUCCAUAGAAGGACUGUUGGUUGUAUUAAAUAAAUAGAUAAACCAUGCACAGAAAUAACGUUUUACCAUGUAAUCAAUCCUUUUGAAAGGGCUAAAAACGCAUCUAGUUUCCAGUAGCCCACGUUCGAUAAUUUAUAUUAAAAUUCUAACAUGACUCCGAGACUUUAGGGUACCAACUGCAAAGUUUUCACAUUGGACUCUAUAUUGUCUCGCAAUUCCCAGAUGAGACUUCAACACAAAGACAACCAAACCAAACAAAAAAAAAUGACCAGAAAGCCCCGGAGUCAUGUUGCAAUUGUGGACUAUUGAAGAGGGCGAUCAAUGUAGGUUUCUGGGAAACUGCCCACCUACCCCUCCACUAAGCUAACAUUAACACUUACUUCUCACUUAGUGAAGAGAGAAUAUGGGGAAUGAUCAACAAAUAAUUAUAAUGAGAAAUUUACGUUAUACUUACUUCUCACUUAGUGAAGAGGGAAUAUAGGGAAUGAUCAACAAGUUAUUAUAAUGAGAAAUUUAAGUUAUUGAAGGUACAUAGAACUGGUCAAAAGUGUUUGAAUGAAUGAAUGAAUGAAUUACAAUGAAUUAAUGAGCGAACAUUUCAACCUUGAAUCCUACUGUUUUCUAAGGCAUAAGAUUGUCCGCCCAGCAAAGUGAAGUAAAGUGAAGUAAAGUGAAGCAAAGUGAAGCAAAGUGAAGUAAAAGUAAAAUCCAACUAGUGGUCUAUUAUCAAUGCUGCGUUCUGAUUGGUUGAGCUACUACUGGGCUAUAAUGUUAUAGCCCACUAGUAGCAAAAAGCGCCGGAUUUUUGGCGGCUAAAAAGGAUUAAAGUCUUACUUUAAGUUGUUUUGUCUCGAUAUUUUUGACCAACUAGUUGGAUUUUACUAAAAACAAUUAUUCCUCUCUCCCUCAUGGCCUCUGAGUCAAUAGCCCAUUCGGGCUAGUCUGAUUCUUGGAUCGCUUGCAUUCAUGAAAUAACGUGGUUUAAUCACGUACCAGAAGUCAAAAAAAAUACACAGAACUAACCCAUUUAUACCACGCCUCUUCUCACUUCAGGUCGAUUAAACAAGAUUGCUCUACGCACGCAGAUUUUGGAGAAGCGAACCAAACCAAAUUCGAAUGGCAAGUGCUUAUUUUCCUGGGCGUAUCCUUGUUUCACUUCUUAAUUCUGAGGCUGAGACAUAACAUUGUCGGCUUUUGCAAAAGAGCAGCUUAAAGAUAAUCGACCUCCUUUCAUGUAGUCUUCUGGAAGGUUACCCGGAGGUUUAAGAUAUAAUAAACCCCCAUAUGGCCUGCUAGAACCUGGACUUUUAUAGCGCCUUUCGCUACAAUUGUAGCUUUGUCCUCAAACUGAGCCAUCCAGCUCGGUGACAAUUUUGCGUUCACGUUCUCGGCUGUUUGGGGAUUAAUAGAGUAAGAGACACCAAUAACCCAAGUCCUUCAGAGCUAAAACUCCGUUGACUUAUUGACCUUUCUGUAAGUUAACUGGGAAAUGUUUCUAUAUAAGUAAAAACGGAUCGGAAUAAUUCAGCGCAAAUCACUUAGCCUGCGAAUUCAGCCGCCUCUCUCUUUUCUCUUCGUGGAGGACGUUUCUAAAUGUCACAGCGGUGGGGAGCGAUGAGAGCAGAGAGGGGCUGUGUUCGCAGCUUACGAAGCAUUUUGAAAGCCCUAAAACCUAGUGGAAUUAGCUUCCUUCCUUCCAGUCGCCCUAAGUGGUUUAUUCUAUACUAACUGUACGAAUCUUUGAUUGUCAAUCAUCAUAUACUUACAGAAAUUCGUUCAUUCAUUCGCGAGGGGUGAAUGGAUAAGCAGCGUUUUAUGUUGCUGUAAAUUUGUUCGAUUUGUUUUCAAGGUUGUACUGCACGAAACUGCGAUGACUGCCACCAGCACAGUCCUGUAAGCUGCGCGAAUUGCACUCAAGGAUAUUACUCACUUCAGAAAAAGAUUAUGGGAAACGUGAGAUGUGUGAAAAACUGCCCAAUUGGUUUCACACCCUCCAUGGACAGUGACGGAAAGAAGCUAUGCAAAGAUACACAAUCAAGUAUGUAAUUCCUUUAUUUCGCGUUGUGUAAAGGAUCGAUAACUAUUUAAUUAUAGCAUUCAGUUGCAUGUUAGCUAUCUCUGAAUGACUAGAACCGCAACAUGGGACACAGACCCGGCUGGAAAGGCAGAAGCACAUAAUGUUUGACGGCCUAUAUAGUUGUCUAUACCGGUACAGGAUAUCGCGAUUGAUUGCCGAUCUCUCUGGGUUGAAUACGGCAUACCAUUUGCGAGCUAAUUCUAAACAGGUUCUAAUUGUAGAAACUCAGAGCAUUGUUUUGUUCGAUGUUCUUAACUGUGCUCUUAAUUGUUGUCCUUUAUAUGGCAAGGUUUUUUUAGAUGUUCUUUUUACCUAAAAAUGGUUCACCCCUUUACCCAAACUUGACUCAAGUAACCCCUCCGGAACACAAACGAUCAAUCAAAUGCUGGCUAAAUUGUGAAGGCCUCAAGAUUUCAAAAGGUUAAGAAAAAUGGAAAUCGCAAGACAGUAUUUUUCAGUAUUGUCUAGUGAGAAAUGACAGAUUUUGCACGAUUUAAUUACGACGCAAUUUGCAAGCUCUUAGAAGCAAUAGUACUAAACAGUUUCUAUAAAAUGAUAUAAUGAGGGUGUUUAAAAUCGCAUCCUUUAUUUUCAGAGUGUAAACCCAUCGUGCCUAAUUGUGCCAAGUGUCUCGAUAGCCUCCGUUGUCGGAAAUGUAGGAACGCUUUUCACGCUUUCUUUAACAAAUCUGGCAUGGUUUGUGUUCGGAAAUGUCCAAAAGGACUUGUGCCCUUUAAUUCAAGCUACUUUGGCAAAUACUGCAAAAAGCCACUUGCAGGUAAGUCGUUCUGUACACUAUUUUAGUAACAGAUUGGAGUUCCUGUUAUGUGUGUCAGUGAGUCAAAAUAAAUAAGUUUGAUAGUAUUUUACGUGUAAAAACUUAAUUUUGUUAAUAACCUUAAUAUUGUCUUAUUUAUUUUUAUCUCUUAUUCUAUUUAUUUUAGUAUGCCGUGGCAUACUUGUAUGUAAAUUAGCUGAUGAAGUUUUCAUUUAAACUAAUCCAUAUAGCUAAGCAUAUGUUCCACUUUAAAUAAAGUAUUGUUAAUUAUUAGUAUUGUUCCUUGAUAACGGUUUGGCCGACUUCACGUGGAAGGCCGUAACAGAGUAGCUCCCGAUCAACAAUUAAGCAAUAUUACCCCACUGAAAAUAAAGCCACUGACGUUAGUUUCCCGUGCACCAAAAGCCAAGGCUAACCAUGGUGCAAGCCUAGUUCGACCAACCAAAGCUUGCUAAUGUUAUCAAAUUAAACCGGGCUUUACCAUAUGCAUAUGUGCAACAAACCUGGUAUUCCUGGUAAGCGUGGCAAGCCUGGUUAUUCUGUACUGGCAGGAAAACCAGGCUUCAACCAGACUCUUUAAAUGAUGAAUUAACCAUAACAGGACAAACAAAAGAAAAAAGAGUAAAAGUGUGUUUAAAUAGGCAAAUGCUAUCAGAGUGGACUAAGGAACAAAUUUUGUUUAAUACGUAGUCUGGGUCGGGUUGCAUAAAACAUCUUAAGAUUAAGGGAACUCGUAACUAUUAGUUCAAAACAUUAGAUUAUUGUUUCAGAACAAAAGUUAAGAGCCCAGCUCUUAUCUUAAGAAGGCUUUAUGCAACCUCCCUUGGCCCCCAUUGCAUUCUACAUUCAAAUUUGCCAUGAAAAAGCCGAUUGAAUUAAUUACUUUCUGGUCAGAAUGCAGAUAUGUUGCUAACUGUGCUAGAUGCCCUGACAAGAUCAACUGCCGGAGAUGUAAGCCAAGAUAUUUUAAGAUAAAAAUUUCUGCAUUCCACAAUUCAACUUGCGUGGUCUCUUGUCCUCGUGGGUUUGCGAAAAAGGGGAGAAGGUGCCAGCGAAUUACGGAAGGUAAUCAAUCCUUAAAUUUAUUUAUGCAGCAAUGAUUAAAGGUUUUAAAUAACUUUAAUUUUUAUUUAGCACUUGUUUACUGAACAGAAUGUCAUGGCUUGGAAACGGGGCCUUGAUGGAUUCUCAAGGUCUAGUUUAUAUAGCUGUAGCCACGUAGAAGUUGCGGCAGCGCAGGGCAUCCUGUCAAUUACUUCCAGGGUGGACAUUUUUGAAAAAAGGCCAAUUCCCGUCCUCAUAAGGGUAGAGACAGAUACUUAACAGUACCUUCUAUCGUACAGUAUUCUGAUAUUUCACCGCCACUGGGCCAUACUUGUAGGACUUAGCUUGUCUUUGGUCAAUUUUUCACUUUCAACUAGCACCAGAUACAAGUGGACGAUGGAAAACGAUUCGCAAACGCCAUGUCUGGACGACAAUCUUUUUCAAAUUUGAAACAAAUUGCUUGUUGUUAAAGAAAGACAGAAAUGUGUGGAUGGGGCCUUAAGUAAGUCAACUGGACUGGCAUUCAUUUACAUUUUCUGGAAAGACUUCUUUUUAAUUCAUGUCCCUGUAGAUGGCUGUGCUGGUGAAUAUUGUUUGACUUGCAAAGAGGGAUGGUUUCGAAUCAACUACAAUAAGCGGCGUUGCCAGCGCAAGUGCCCCAAAGGAUUUUACACCUAUCAAAAAAAA
Molecule: messenger RNA, 10300 nt
Organism: Porites evermanni
Lineage: Eukaryota; Metazoa; Cnidaria; Anthozoa; Scleractinia; Poritidae
Source: the annotation of a GenBank genome assembly